Molecule: messenger RNA, 1661 nt
Organism: Nestor notabilis (Kea)
Lineage: Eukaryota; Metazoa; Chordata; Aves; Psittaciformes; Psittacidae
Gene: SPPL3
Product: signal peptide peptidase like 3
Exons: 10
Biological process (GO): membrane protein proteolysis
Cellular component (GO): cytoplasmic side of endoplasmic reticulum membrane; Golgi-associated vesicle membrane; lumenal side of endoplasmic reticulum membrane
Molecular function (GO): aspartic endopeptidase activity, intramembrane cleaving
Source: RefSeq, a predicted model, not a curated record
GGCAUAUUCCCUUGUGGAUUCCAGUCAAGUGUCUACCUUCCUGAUUUCUAUUCUCCUCAUAGUCUACGGCAGUUUCAGGUCUCUUAACAUGGACUUUGAGAAUCAAGACAAAGAGAAGGACAAUAGCAGCACAGCUGGGUCUUUUAAUGGCAACAGCACCAAUAACAGUAUUCAAACCAUUGAUUCUACCCAGGCGUUGUUCCUGCCAAUCGGAGCGUCUGUGUCUCUCCUAGUUAUGUUCUUCUUCUUUGACUCAGUUCAAGUUGUCUUUACAAUAUGCACAGCAGUCCUUGCGACGAUAGCUUUUGCUUUCCUUCUGCUCCCGAUGUGCCAGUACUUAACACGGCCUUGUUCACCUCAAAACAAGAUUUCCUUUGGCUGCUGCGGGCGUUUCACUGCUGCUGAGCUGCUCUCAUUUUCUCUGUCUGUGAUGCUUGUCCUUAUCUGGGUCCUGACUGGCCACUGGCUCCUUAUGGAUGCUCUGGCUAUGGGCCUGUGUGUUGCAAUGAUAGCCUUUGUUCGGCUGCCCAGCCUGAAGGUUUCCUGCUUGCUACUCUCUGGGUUACUAAUUUAUGAUGUCUUUUGGGUCUUUUUUUCUGCCUACAUCUUUAACAGCAACGUGAUGGUGAAAGUAGCCACACAACCAGCUGAUAAUCCCCUGGAUGUUUUAUCCCGGAAACUUCACCUGGGACCAAAUGUGGGUAGAGAUGUUCCCCGUCUGUCCCUGCCUGGUAAACUUGUAUUUCCAAGUUCCACAGGUAGCCACUUCUCCAUGCUGGGGAUCGGCGAUAUUGUGAUGCCAGGUCUUCUGCUCUGCUUUGUCCUGCGUUACGAUAACUACAAAAAGCAAGCCAACAGUGAUUCCUGUGGUGCCCCAGGACCAGGGAACAUCUCUGGCCGUAUGCAGAAGGUCUCUUACUUCCACUGCACACUUAUUGGCUAUUUUGUAGGUCUAUUAACGGCAACAGUAGCUUCUCGUAUUCACCGGGCAGCCCAGCCUGCCCUACUCUAUUUGGUACCUUUCACUUUAUUGCCGCUCCUCACCAUGGCCUAUUUAAAGGGCGAUCUACGUCGCAUGUGGUCUGAGCCUUUCCACUCCAAGUCCAGCAGCUCCCGUUUCCUGGAAGUAUGAUGGAACAGAUAGGAAGUGACCUGAACUUCUGCCUUGGUCCUUUUCACUUUAACUUGUGGCUUUGUAGUCUCCUGAAGCUGGACUGGCUGGUGCUUGGGAAGGUACCACUUAUGGGACUUGUAUGAAAGGACUUUGUAUUAAAAGGAGGAAAAGAAAAAGGCAAAGAUCCUGGAGCUCUGUGUGGCUCCGUGUCUCCCUGCAGAUGUGGAACUGGGGACCCUUUGUGCAACUGCAGCCACUUUCCUCUUUUCCUCACUCGGAUGGAUUAGUACCAGACUAUUACCUUUGUGAGAGAGGAAGAGACAGACUUGAAACUGAAAACGGCUUGAAGUCGUUCAAAAACUUGUGAACACUAAGAGAAACCACGGUUAAGCAACUGAAGCUUCUUCAGAGAACCCCUCGUGGACAUUGGGACCAGUUUCCUGCUGGACUUCGGGUUUGAAAAGAACUGAGACAGAAGCUCUUCUGUCACCAUAUUGGGUUUUUUUGAUCUAUUAAAUAUUUCCUGUGGUGUGAGGUUACUUAUUAA